Messenger RNA from Hydatigera taeniaeformis, 456 nucleotides. Lineage: Eukaryota; Metazoa; Platyhelminthes; Cestoda; Cyclophyllidea; Taeniidae. The record is from the annotation of a GenBank genome assembly.
AUGGAUGCGAGACUUCAAAGUCGCAUUCGCAUGGUAAUGCGAGACCCCUCAAUGAAAAACCAACGCGACAUCAUGAAGCUCAUGUCUGCUAUGCUACAGCAAUCUGAGAAGGUCAGAUCCCGAGUCAACAGAAGGCUGAAUGCCCUUGGUCUUUCGGACAACUCAGAAAGUCAGUGCUUACCAGCGGAUAUAUCAAGCUUCGUGCGGGUGGUGAACCGACCUUCCUUCAUCAAGCCUCACGAAUGGGCUCGCCUUACGGGAAAGACUGGUCUCGCCUCAUUUCGCUUUGGCAAUUCUACCCUAUGCCAUCGCGGCGAAAGAGGAGCACUGGGCUCACUGAUUCAUGCUGACGCAACGGCGGAACUCUCGCACAAAAUGGUUGUCAACUAUGAUCUUGCACACGUCUUCAACCGAUAUUCACUCUUUCAACUCACUGAAUUGUUUGGAGGAACUUAA